Molecule: messenger RNA, 2140 nt
Organism: Tyto alba (common barn owl)
Lineage: Eukaryota; Metazoa; Chordata; Aves; Strigiformes; Tytonidae
Gene: PSMD4
Product: proteasome 26S subunit ubiquitin receptor, non-ATPase 4
Exons: 10
Coding region: 962-2065 (367 amino acids)
Biological process (GO): proteasome-mediated ubiquitin-dependent protein catabolic process
Cellular component (GO): proteasome regulatory particle, base subcomplex; nucleus; cytosol
Molecular function (GO): polyubiquitin modification-dependent protein binding
Source: RefSeq, a predicted model, not a curated record
CGCUGACCGUAUAUUGAAGUCCUUAGUGUUUUCCCUGGGUAACUCUUUGCUUUCUCAUGUUUAAGGGCAUUAAAACACGUCGCUGCUCCUUGUGUUGCCCUGGAAAGCAGGAGGAAUUCACUAUUAGUCCGGGAACAGGAAAGCUGCAGUGUGGAUGGCCUCGGCCAGGACGCUUUGUGUCCUUGUGCCUGAGGUGAAGUUUGGCUGCUGCCGGCUCCUCGCUCCCCAGCUUGCGACGGGGUGUUUGGUGGGCUGGAGGAGAGGUGGCCCAGCCUGAGCAUGGUCAGGGAAGCGGUCACAGGUGGCAUUUUUUCAGGAGAAACCUUUCCUCUGGUGUUAAGACUAAGAAAUGCUGGGAGUACUCCCAAGGGAAGUCUUAAUUUGGGGCCAAAAUAAACUCUCAAGCUCGAGCUCCCUUCCUGGGGUCACUUUCCCAAAGGCUGGUGUAAGAAAAAGGCUUUUUCUGCCUGCUCCGUACUAUAUUUAAUAGCUGACAGAGUGCAGGGUAGGGAUUUGGUUACAGCGAUGUUGUGAUGUGGCUGCUGCCGCCAGACGCUGCGGGGCACUGUUGCCCGUGUGCUGGGCGGUUUGGGGAGGCCCCGACACCCCCCGUGGGUGUGGGGGGUAAUGCAGGGCUCAGGGGUUCCCCUCCUCGCCGCGUCGCUUCGAGGAGGGCAGCGCGCCGGCGGAGCGGAGCCCGGUGCGGAAGGCGCCCGCUGCCCCCGCCGUGGGAAAGCUGCUUUGGGCCUGAUGAAAACCCCGCGGCGGUGAUGAGUGUGGGGAUUUGUACUUCACCAUGAAGUGGUGUCUCUUGGGUUUUUCCUUUUUUCUGUGGAGAUGGACGAAGGUGUUGAGGAGACAUGGGUCUGAGGUUGUGUCUGGCUGCAGUCACGUCUCGCGCUCUUCAGCGAGGAGCCGGAGCUUGUGAGCUGUGACCCGAAGCGUUGACAACAGCGAGUACAUGAGGAAUGGAGACUUCUUACCCACUCGCCUGCAAGCCCAGCAAGAUGCUGUCAACAUCGUGUGCCACUCGAAAACCCGCAGUAACCCCGAGAACAACGUGGGGCUCAUCACCUUAGCCAAUAACUGUGAAGUGUUGACCACGCUCACUCCAGACACGGGCCGGAUCCUUUCAAAGCUGCACACGGUGCAACCCAAAGGGAAAAUUACCUUUUGCACAGGGAUCAGAGUUGCUCACCUGGCUUUGAAGCAUCGCCAAGGCAAGAACCACAAGAUGCGAAUCAUCGCCUUCGUUGGGAGCCCUGUAGAAGAUAACGAGAAAGACCUGGUGAAGCUGGCAAAGCGUCUGAAGAAAGAGAAAGUCAACGUUGAUAUCAUCAAUUUUGGAGAAGAGGAAGCCAACACGGACAAGCUGACCGCCUUCAUCAACACCCUGAACGGCAAGGACGGCACCGGCUCCCACCUGGUGACGGUGCCGCCGGGGCCGAGCCUGGCCGACGCCCUCAUCAGCUCCCCGAUCCUGGCCGGGGAGGGAGGUGCCAUGCUGGGGCUCGGCGCCAGCGACUUCGAGUUCGGGGUGGACCCCAGCGCCGACCCGGAGCUGGCUCUGGCGCUGCGGGUCUCCAUGGAGGAGCAGAGGCAGCGGCAAGAGGAGGAGGCCAGGAGGGCUGCGGCCGCCUCUGCCGCCGAGGCUGGGAUUGCGGCCACCGGCGGGGACGGUGAGGGCAGGGGGAAAGAUUCGGACGAUGCUCUGCUGAAGAUGACGAUAACUCAGCAGGAGUUUGGCCGGGCCGGGCUGCCCGACCUCAGCAGCAUGACGGAGGAGGAGCAGAUCGCCUACGCCAUGCAAAUGUCGCUGCAGGGAGCGGAGUUUGCGCAGGCGGAGGCGGCCGAAGUGGACAGCAGCACAGCCAUGGAUACCUCCGAGCCCGCCAAGGAGGAAGACGACUACGACGUGAUGCAGGACCCCGAGUUCCUGCAGAGCGUGCUGGAGAACCUGCCGGGCGUGGACCCCAACAACGAGGCCAUCCGCAACGCCAUGGGCUCGCUGGCCUCGCAGGCUGCCAAGGACAGCAAGGACAAAAAGGAGGAGGAGAAGAAGUGAGGGCGCCGGGGGGCGGCGGGCGGCUGCCGGCCCGCGGGGGGUGGCCCGUGGGGGCAAUAAAGGCUUUGCUAUGGG